This is a messenger RNA of Lathyrus oleraceus (garden pea), 3325 nucleotides long. RefSeq lists its product as uncharacterized. Bases 242 to 2965 code for a protein of 907 amino acids. The transcript has 7 exons. Lineage: Eukaryota; Viridiplantae; Streptophyta; Magnoliopsida; Fabales; Fabaceae. The record is from RefSeq and is a predicted model, not a curated record.
AGAGGGUUUCAAAUAAAACAUUUUUAUUAGAAGGAUGGAAAUUUAGAAUGAAUUCGAGAGACUCCAAACUAGAACCAAGCUGAAUCAAACUUUCAAAAUCGCGUUCUGUUAAUUUCAUUCAAUUCUUCGCACCAUUGCUGCUGGCUUUUCUCACAUUCAUUCAUUCCCCCAAUCGCGCUUUCAUUGCUUUGAGAACAAUUCUCAAACAACGCAAUUCAAAACCUUUAGGUUAGACUCACUCAUGGACGGUAAAGAUGAACCACAUUCAUCACUUCCAUGGCACUGGAUAAUUGAAUCCCUAGCAGGUUUCAAAGAAACUCCCUUAUCCACUCUACAAGGUUUGAUUGAUGCUGCACCUAUUAGGCAUGAUGAUUUUUGUGAAAAUACAAAGGAAUUGGUUGCUUUGAGGUGUUUGGAGGAACUUUAUGCUCCGUUUUCUUCUUCAACAUUGGAUUCUUCAGUUGAACUUGAUUCUUCACGAUCUUGUGAAGAUGUUCUUCGAGAAAUAUUGCAUGAGGUGCCUUUAUCAAAUCUGAGGAUUGCUGGAGGAAAGCUAUUGAAAUGGGAUGUUAACCCAUUUAUUACAGACAAAAGAGCUGGGAAUGUGAAAUGUCACUUAGAGAAGCUGAAAGAAUCAAUAUUGGAAGGUACACUGCCACUUACCGAUCACUUAAAAGAGAGGAGUGGGUUAUUUCAAACGAAUCGGAAUCGGCCUCAUACAGUAUGUGUGAAUGAUGGUAAAUGCAAUGAUCAUUCAGUGAAGGAUGAUGGGAACUCAACUUAUGCAGAAGACAUGGGAGCAAAAGAAAACUCAGUGUCCAUAGUAUUAGAGGAUGGCAACAAAUCUUCGAAAGAAGAUUUACCUAAUAAUAAACGUUUAUCCUCUAAGAGGAAUAGGGUUUACUCGGCUGAUAAGCAUUUAAUGAGUUGCUUUAAUGAAAAGCAGGCUUGUAUAAAUGAGCGUGAUGAACUCUUAACUACAAAAAAGAUUAAACAUUGGGCAUCGACAAAUUUUGAUUCCAAGAAAGAAAAGCAAGUUUCUCGACUUGAAAAAGAAGUGUCAGAAAACUCGACUGAAAAAGUUCUAAUUUCUGAGAGUGUAGGGCAUCACACCGAAAAGAAAAACAGGGAAGCUAAAAGUGGUGGAUCCUUAGAGCCUAGUUAUAAUAGGUGCUCUGCUUCAAAUAUGUGUCAGUCAAGUGGUCAAAAUGAAGCCUUUCAUGCUGAAUCAGAUAUUGCCUAUAAGGCAACUUUGACGCCUCAGCAGAAAACUUCUGGAGGUAAACCCCAGUCUGAACAUGAACUAGAUUUGCAACUUAAAGAUUUAAAUUGUUCCCAGCAGACAGCUAGUAGUGUUAAAGCUCAAGAUGAUACUGGUAAUGGCUGUGGGAUAGAGAUACCAGGUGAUACAGUUGUGUACCCAGGUGAAAAGAUUAAUCUCGUAAUGAAAAAGCACAAAAAGAGAAGUCUUGAUACAAAGUGUAGCGAAGGCGGUCGAUUACCAGUUUGUGAAGCGGUUACUGGCCCACUAUUGGUUCCUGAAAGUUGUAUUGGCAUGACGACUAAUAUUUAUCCUCAGCAUACAUCCGGAGUUGAUCCUAGCCAUAAUAAAUAUAUAGAUGAAACUAAUUAUACUGUACAUGUUGAGCCCAUUCCAACAUAUGAUGGUAAUGCAAUUAAAAUUCAGCAUAUAACCAAUCAAUCUCAAAUCCAGCAGAAGGAGCCAAAUGUUGCAUCUUUAAAUGUAUCUCGGAAGCCAGUUGCUAAUGACAAAGUUGUAGUUGAUACUGUCAAUGAUUGUGUAGCAGAGUUAUCAAAUGAUAGUGAUGAGUAUCACAACGAAAAGAUUGAUCUUGUAGCCAAAAAAGAUGAAUUCCUGAACUCCCAGCACACUUUUGGUCAAGAUUUGCCAGCAAAGACUGAAUCGACCAGACAAAAUCUUUGCAUGAAGUGCAAUGAAGCUGGGCAAUUACUGGUUUGUAAAACUACCACUUGCUCAUUGAUGGUGCAUAAAAACUGCCUGGGUGCAUCUGCUCAGUUGGAUGCAAAGGGAAACUUCUUCUGCCCAUUUUGUGCUUAUUCUCACACUAUUUCAGAAUAUCUUGAAGCCAAGAAAAUAGCUUCAUUGGCAAGGAAAGAAUUAGCUAUCUUCAUUAGUAAGGGUAUAAGAAAAGAAGCUGUAGAACAUGUUUAUGAAUCAGGUAGACAGGAAUGUAUUUUUUCAAGAAAGAGUUAUAAGUGCGAGCAUACUCCAUUAGCAGUGAAUGAAGAAAAUAGAGAAGAUCAUGCUGGUGAGCAUGCAAAUAAAGUUGGUAAUUUUCCUUUUGAAAGAAGUCAGCAACAAGUUCCUAUUUUAGUGGUUCACUCAUCAUCCUUCAGAGAAAAGGAAAAUGUAAAUAAUGGGUUAGUAGGUGAUGUAAGAGAAGAGGAUGACUGUGAAAUGCUGAAUGCAAAGAGCUUAACUGAUGAAAGAGUUGAAGACAGAGAAAUGGGAACUGAUAAUGUAGGUGGACAUGGCAAUGAAAUUUUUUCCAGUAAGAAGCUAAAGAUUGUGUGUGCUAAUGAAAGUAAUGAAGAAGUUCUGCAGAAUAUGACAGAGCACAGUAUGGAUGGAACAGUAGAGCCAGUUUGGGCUCACAAUACUGUAAGAGAUGAAAUUUCUAAAGAUGAAUGCAAGAAGCGUAUUAUUUCUAGAUACUCCAUGAGAUUUCGUAUGCAUGAAGUUCAGAACAAAAUCCAAGAAAGCCCUCAGAUAAGACGGAAAAAAAUCCCAUGGACAGCUGAGGAGGAAGAGCUGAUACAGGAGGGGGUCCAGAAGUUUGGUUUCAGCGACUCAAAACUGCCAUGGAAGAAAAUUUUGGCAUUCGGUUCUCACUUGUUUGAGAAGAAUGACAGACUUCGUACUCCACAGGACCUAAAGGAUAAAUGGAAAAACAUGUGUAAAGCACACUCAAAAUUGAAAUAAAAGUCUUCAUCAGAAGGCGAUUUCAUAUUAUUCAGAAAAUUUGGCAAGUCGGUCAGCUUGAUCCAUAUACAAACGUUGCAACUGAUAAAAGAGAAUCGUGGAAGUGAUGUUAACAUGCCAUAUAUAUAAAUAAAUUUGACCAUUUGAUUGGUGUAAAUUUUCAUAGAACUGGACCUUUUUGUAAAGGUGUCAGAUAAUAGUGAAAUCUUGAUCAAAUGUCUUUUUGUUUCGUUUUACCCAUCAAAUGUUUCGUGUAAAUUGUUUUUUCAGUUACUAUAAGUUAACAUAUAGAGUUUUUCAAUACAUUAUAAUCCUGUAAAUUGUAUUAAGACAUGUAUUAGAAAUGAAAAAUUUGAUGCA